Copidosoma floridanum is the source of this 1796-nucleotide messenger RNA. RefSeq lists its product as uncharacterized. NCBI's taxonomy places the organism in Eukaryota, Metazoa, Arthropoda, Insecta, Hymenoptera, Encyrtidae. The record is from RefSeq and is a predicted model, not a curated record.
ACUUGGUAUUGAAUCUAAUUAGAUCGUUAUCACGAAGAGCUUAUCGGAGUCGUGCACAUAUAACGAGUUGUUUUUUCGAGAGAGAGUCUAGUUAAUCAGUUUGCAGCUGUCAUCGGUAAUCCAGGCUACUCUCGGCUGUUUUCCGUCCAUCCACGCCCACUUCAAACCGUCAAAUCGACCAAGCAAAUUGAAAACAAAUUUCAAAAAAUGAAAAAAAACAUAAGUUUGCUCGAAAGUGUCAGUAAAUACUUCACCGAAGAAGCAUUAAGGAGUAUCGUCGCCAAAUUUUACAAGACCAACGUUGCCAAGGUGGAAAUUUCAUCGUGGGACUUUGGCAACGCCAGCAAAAAGGGGGACAGUUACCUGUCAACCGUCGAUCGAGUCAUCGUCAAGGGCCUAGUGAAAAACGAAGCGAAACAAGUAAAUCUCGUCGUCAAAUCCCUGCCGAACAACCCGGGAAGGAGGAAAACCUUCCGAAGCGCGGAAUUCUUCCGCAACGAGAUUAUUUUCUACUCCGAGAUCGCGACGAGGUUCAACGAAUUUCUGGAAUCCAAGAACCAGUCCUCCAUGCUGAAUCUUCCCGAUUGCUUGGCUUACCAACUUGACGGCGAAAACGACUACAUAGCCUUGGAAGACGUGAGCCCUUACGGCUUCGGUCCAGUGGCUCGACAGAGUUGUCUGGACUUCCAAGAGUUUGUCAUCGUUUUGAAGGCCUUGGCUCGCUUUCACGGCGUGUCCUUCGCCUACAAGGACCAGUACAAAGACGAGUACACGAGCGCGGCGUCAAAGCUGAAAGAGACGUAUUUCAGGUCCGAUUUGUACAACAGCUGGUACACGCGUUACCACGAUCGUUUGUUGGAAGUCACCAGGGAUGCACUAGCCAAGGAGUACCCGGGCAGUAGAGGGGAGCAGCGGUUCAACUCUUACGCUCGUGGGGAGUUGUACCGGAAAAGCGUGGACUUUUGUUCUCGAAUCGACGGAGCAACUUCGGUGGUCAACCAAGGCGACUCGUGGGCCCCGAAUUUUUUGAUGCGCACCACCGAGUUGGGUCAAGUCGAGGUGCUGCUGCUUGACUUCCAGUUGGCGAGGCACACGAGUCCAGUUUUGGAUCUGUCGUUUUUCAUAUACUCGUGCACAGACAAGAAAGUGCGGGACCUGCACUUUGACGAGUUGCUGAAAAUUUACCACGACGAGGUAUCCAAGACUGUGACGGCUCUUGGCUCGGAUACGCAAAAGAUUUACCCUUGGAGUGUUUUCAUCCGGGAAGUGCAGGUUAAAGAGCAGUUUAUACAUGGAUUGGUGUUUGGGAUGGAGUCUAUAACCAUGAGCAUGUUAUCCGAAGACGAAUCGUUCGAUUUGGAUGUUAUUAAAGAAGACAAGGUUGAUAUUGCCGACAUCUGGGCCACACAAAAUAUUAAAACUUCAGAAAAUCGACGGAGAUUGGCUGAUGUUGUUUUACAUGCUGCAGACAGAGGAUACUUGUAGUGAAGUUAUUUUUUUUUCAUUUUAGGACAUUUUACACAGGAUACCCUUUAUAAUACUAUUUUUGGUACUCUGUUAAAAGAAAACUAUUCUUGUCGUAGUUUUAUUUUAUAGGAUUUAUGCUCUAAUUAUUAUGUAAAGUAAUGACACUUUAUAAUAUCUUCUCUACUCUGAGCUGCUGUAAAUAUUGUGUACGCGGUUCACUUGGGUGGAAAAAUUUUUUUCUUCUGAUUCUACUAUUUUUAUUAUAAACCACCAAUGCUCAUAUUUUUCCUCAGUGAAUGUCAAUAAAUAGAUGAUCUUUAAUAUAUCAA